This is a messenger RNA of Varanus komodoensis (Komodo dragon), 1158 nucleotides long. Its product is annotated as hemoglobin subunit alpha-D-like. Gene Ontology annotation, molecular function: heme binding; peroxidase activity; organic acid binding. NCBI's taxonomy places the organism in Eukaryota, Metazoa, Chordata, Lepidosauria, Squamata, Varanidae. Gene Ontology annotation, cellular component: blood microparticle; haptoglobin-hemoglobin complex; hemoglobin complex. The record is from RefSeq and is a predicted model, not a curated record. The transcript has 6 exons. The coding region runs from base 71 to 895 and encodes 274 amino acids. Gene Ontology annotation, biological process: hydrogen peroxide catabolic process; oxygen transport.
UGGCCACCACCUCCCAGCCGAGCACCCCUGCGAUCCGCGGACCCCACUCCUCGACCGACCGCUCGCCGCCAUGGUGCUGAACGCCGAGGACUGCAAGCUGCUCCACGCCACCUGGGCCAAAGUGGCAGGUGCUGCGGACGAGAUCGGCUACAAGGUGCUGGAAAGGCUGUUCAAGGUUUUCCCCCAGACCAAGGUGUACUUCUCGCACCUGGACCUGAGCCCCGGCUCCAGCGAUGUCCGCCACCAGGGCCAGAAGAUCAUCAGGGCGCUCGAUAACGCCCUCAAACACCUGGACAACAUCCACGGCGUCCUGGCCGACCUCAGCGACCUGCACGCCUACAACCUGCGCGUGGACCCCGUCAACUUCAACCUGCUGGGCAAGUGCUUCCUCGUGGAGCUGGCCACCCACCUCCAGGGCGACUACACCGCCUCGGUCUGCCUGGCCUGGGACAAGUUCUUGUGCCAGGUGAACGAAACCCUGGCCGAGAAGUACAGAUGGCCCUCCGGGGCCAGGUGCAGGGCCACGCCGCCGAGAGAGAUCGCCGCUGACGCGCUGGCCAGGAUGUUCGCGGCGCACCCCUCCACCAAGACCUACUUCCCGCAUUUCGACCUGAGCCCCGGCUCGGCCGACAUCAAGGCGCAGGGCGAGAAGGUGGCUGCCGCACUCACCAUGGCCGUCAACAACUUGGACAACCUGGACGGCGCCCUCUCGCAGCUCAGCGACCUGCACGCCCAGAAGCUGCGCGUGGACCCGGUCAACUUCGGUCUCCUGAACCACUGCAUUGCCACGAGCAUCGCCGCCAACCUCAGCGAGCCCCUCGAGCCCGCAGUGAUUCUCUCCCUGGACCAGUUCCUGGACAGCGUGGCCAAGGUCCUGCUGUCCAGGUACCGCUAGAUAAGAAGAAAGCCACACGGCUGAGCUGGAGAGGAGCGACCUGGACCCCCUUGCCCAUGUUCCCCAUCUCCCUGCCACACUCCUGCCGGCCUCCGUCAGUAUCCAAAGCUGUCUGGUACCACCUGUGGCACAGCAAUUGGCUGCUUCUCCUAGAAAGGGGCUUUUUCCCCUGUAGCAACUCCUCUGUGUGGUCUGUCCUGCUAUCAAGGCUUGGCCACUUUUAUUUCUUGAUGCUGACUUCAAGAACAACUGAGAUGUUAAAA